AUGUUCAAACGAGUCGAAAAGAAGCGUAAAAAGCUGGAAGAAGAGGAAGAACUAGGAAUUGAUGAAGAUAUGAAGGGGUUCAUGGGGUUCAACGACACCGAUUCGGAUGAAUCUGCAUCAGACUCGGAUUCUGGCUCUGACGAACACUCGGACGCAGACCAAUUUCAAUCAGGCGAAGAGGACCUGGAGGAAGCUGGAUAUGAAGAUGGAGACGAAAUGGAGGAGGAGGAUGCUAGCGAUGAUGAUGAAGAAACGCCCAUCUUGUUAUCAGAAGCAUUGAGGGACCCCGUUUAUAUCGUGUCGCUCGACCCAGAUGUCCGAGCUUGUAUAUUAUGCAAGGGCAAGGUCAUCAAGAGCACUCAAAUGUCGACAGUCCACAAAGCAUCUACUUUCAGGCUGCCGCAGGCUCAUGUACGACGUUUCGAGCGUUUCAAGACCUUCGCAGCGAAAAGUGAUCCCCAGAGUGACGCUUGGAAAAUUGCAAGGACGGUACAAAAGGAGGCGUCGAAUCCUACUGGUACUGAGAAUCGUCCUGAUGCCGGACUGUCGAAGCGUGCCCUCAAAAGAUCAGCGAAGCAAGCAUCAAUAAAAGAGAAGCGGAUUCUUCACAAUAAGCUUCGUGCCAAGGCAAAGGCAAAAAAGGCCGUCGAAAAAGUUUCAUCAUCCCAGGAUGCAGCAGGGAAAGAAUCACCAGCAAGAAAGACGAUUGAGAGGCAAAAGUCGCAAAAAGCUGAAGCUGCAACCGGCGACAAAAAGUUGGUGAAGAAAGCGGAGCAGAAGGUCACCGGUGCAAAAGUUCACGACGUAGAAAAGUCCGACGCCUCGCUGAGCGACAAAAGGACAGUAAAGAAAAGAGAACGGAAGCCCCCCGUUUCUGAACUUCAAAACGUAGAAAAAUCGGAUCCAUCGCCCCAGAAGCUAUCGGAACCUCAAAAGAAAAAGCGCAAGGUGCAAAAGGAUCAAGUUGCAACCCCCUCUGCUCCACCGCAAUCUCCAAAACGGUCGCAGGAGAAACCUCUCAGAAAACCGAAGGCGCCUCGUCAAAAAGAACGGAUAACAGCUAGGGCUUCUUGA
Messenger RNA from Suillus discolor, 1074 nucleotides. RefSeq lists its product as uncharacterized. The record is from RefSeq and is a predicted model, not a curated record. The coding region runs from base 1 to 1074 and encodes 357 amino acids. Lineage: Eukaryota; Fungi; Basidiomycota; Agaricomycetes; Boletales; Suillaceae. The transcript has 3 exons.